UACAGUGUAUAUCCGGGUCGUCGAAUUGUCUCAUCAUCGGAAUCGCCCGAAGUUUUGGAUUCUUCUGUCGUCAGUUUCUUUGCUCUUAUUUCUGGGAUACUCUCAAGUAUAAAAUCUUCCGUUGCAGAUUUGAGAAUUGACAUUUUACCUGAGGUGAACUCUUGACGUCAUGGCUGCCUAUAGGCUGCUGCUCACUGUUCUCUGCUUCUCUGCCGUACUGUGCUUGGUACAUGCAAAUUGGAAGGCUAAGCAUACUCAGAAGAUAAUAACCCCAUUGAGCUGUGGAUUUUCUGUUAAUAAUGUGACAAGCUCUCCGUGUGACACAAACCUUCAGCAGGUCUUUAAGCUGCUUGAUGUGGACAGCGACAGGAUUCUUAUUGGAAGCACAGAAUGUCUGUAUGUUCUUGAUCGUAAUCUGGUAUACGGCAAUUCAUUCCAGAUUCCUCUGACUAAUAAUCCAAUGAAUGAUCUCCAAAAUUGUGAAUCUACUUUUUCUCAAGAGAAGGACUUCCGAUGCAAGAACUACAUCACAUACGCGCAUAAAGUGAACUCGAAAAUCCGUGUGUGUGGGACCUACGGCUCUUUGAAUCCUCGCUGUUGGACUUGUCAAUAUGAUGGCACAAGUUGCAAUGAUGAUCACAAAACCAAAUUCAUGCCGAGGACUCCAACACAGAACUUCACAGUCACUGUCACUAAAACAACGGAUGGUUCUCAAGGUUACUACUACCUUGGAGGAUUAGAGUCAUACACAAGUCCUGACAAAAUUCUAGCUAAAGUCGAGGUUAACCUCGUAAGUGAUGUCUCCUCAGCUGAGCUGGAAACGGACAACAACAAAGAAAACAUUUUAAAGGAACCAACAAACUUUGUAGGAUCAAUGGAACGCGGGGAAUUUAUCUAUUUCUUCUUCCGAGAAAGAGCCAUAGAGUAUGAGAACAUUGGGCAGAUCAUAUAUUCCCGGGUCGCUAGAGUUUGCAAGAAUGAUGCAGGAGGAACAACAAAUCCCUUCAAUGGUGAAUUCACUACAUUUCUUAAAACACGCUUGAUGUGUUCUGUUGGUGCUGAUUUCCCCUUUAUCUUCAAUGAAAUCCAGGAUGUGGUCCAAUCUCCUAGUGAUACAAAUAUAAUCUAUGGAUUGUUCACUACCCCCAGUGCUGGGUCAUCUUCUACUGCGAUCUGUCUGUACAACAUGGACGAAAUUGAUGUCUUGUUCAACCAAGACAAUCGCAGAGGUCAGGUAUCCCCAACAACGCUGUGGCAGAGUAUGCCUAAACCUGCUGAGGAUAAAUGGGACCGUAGGAAUUGCUCAGCACCAUUCGAUGUUGGAGGAUAUAACUAUCUGGAGGAUUAUACUUUGCUGAACACCAACGCACCGAAUUGCGGACUGGGAGAAACGUGCAAUGAUUACAGCCGCACAACCAAUGAAGCCCUAGCUGUGUUUGAGGGCAUCCGUGGCCAACAGCUGACAGUGUUCAGUGAACUAUCCAACUCCGUCCUAGUCUACGUCGGCACCAAUAAUAAUACAAUCUAUGGAGCAAACAUCAGUGCGUCUGAGGUCUUGAUCACAAGGCAGAUGGAAAUCAAGGCUGACAUAGAUUCGGUUACCGCAACACAGAUAGCAAACAAGUGGCCGUUUGGAGUCAGUUAUCUUGAGGCAAACGACGGGGUUAUCUAUGGAACUCUGGACAAUUGUGCUUUUCGAUUUAAUCCCGAUAUCAGAGAAGAUUUGAAGAUCCUUGAUCGAUCACCAAAUGUGGACAAUUUCACCUUCCCUACCAUGGUUAGUGAUGCCAAAAUCCAAAUCUUCAAACUCUUCGAAGGACCCGAUGGCUCUGAUAUAAAUGCAACCUUCUCGGGGGGAUUGGAGAAUCACGAUUGCAGUCAGCAAGUCCUGAAGUCCACCGGGGCAGGAAAGAGGGAAUUCCUACAUGUCCUUUGUGAGAUAGAGGCCCUCAGCAAGAAUAUUGAUGGCAUUAUCACCGUUUCCAGCCCCAUGGAAAGCAUCAGUGACCUCAAGGUUACUGUAAUCGUUGUUAAAGACGAUUCAGGAGUAGCAGAAGUGGACCCUGAGGAAGUUAACAAGUAUGACAAAGAUAUGGCUGAGUAUAGAUACAGUUUCCGCCAGUGGCUAGGUAAUCAUGUGAAUUGCCCUGAUGGAAUUAAGGAUACCUGCCCAGCUGCCAGUUCUCCAGGGUGUUUGUAAGCACUGUGUUGCAGAGGCGUCAAAAUAUUCUGUGGCGAGUUUACAAGUCAACUCAUUACAAAUCACUCUUGCAGUGAAAUGUGAAUGAAAAGUGGUUCUUCAAAUACUUAAUUCUUUGUAUGCAUCUUGGUAUACUAGUGCUGUAUUAAUCUUUCUUUUUUUAAAACCUGAUACUAAAAGGUUUAGUAUGCAAAGUGCUGGGGCAAUUGUCCUGCUUUCCGACACUUGAUCUUGAUGAUAGAACCCUGGUGUACAUGCAUUCCCAUGUACAGUUACCAACUAAAUUAUUCAUGCUCUUUUUUGAUACCAAGUUAUGUAAAAAUUUUAUUGUGAAUUAUUGAUUUGUCCCAAUUUAUGUUUCUUGAGAAUAUGACAUGUAAAGUUUACAUCUAAGAGUAAUCAAGAAAGGCUCUUAUUCAACCAGUCUACCUUUCAUUCUUGAGUUACGAAAAACACAAAAAAUAUCAAUUUUACCAGAAGUACCGGUAUGAAUAUUUAGUCGUUAGCUGUACAAGUAAUACAGGUAAAUGCCUAGGGUGGAGUGUCCUAACAUUUUGCCAUUUGAUAUUAGGGUCUGAAUGUCUGAAUUGGUUCUUCUUAUCAUGCUAUCUCCAGAAGAAAAGUUGUUUUUUCUUACAUUCAUCAUAAUCAUUGGCAUAAUCAUUAUUAAAUACAAUUAGAAGUUCUCUCAUUUAGAAAUCACCUGUUAAAGAUAAACUUGAGUUCUGGUAAAUAAAUAAAAUAAAUUCUUACAGAAUCCAAUGAAAAUUACACUGAAUGUUCAAAAUUACAUGUGC
Molecule: messenger RNA, 2997 nt
Organism: Strongylocentrotus purpuratus (purple sea urchin)
Lineage: Eukaryota; Metazoa; Echinodermata; Echinoidea; Camarodonta; Strongylocentrotidae
Product: semaphorin-2A
Exons: 17
Coding region: 170-2200 (676 amino acids)
Biological process (GO): axon extension; neural crest cell migration; semaphorin-plexin signaling pathway
Molecular function (GO): semaphorin receptor binding; chemorepellent activity
Source: RefSeq, a predicted model, not a curated record